Messenger RNA from Emiliania huxleyi CCMP1516, 1707 nucleotides. RefSeq lists its product as hypothetical. The transcript has 3 exons. Gene Ontology annotation, molecular function: triacylglycerol lipase activity. The record is from RefSeq and is a predicted model, not a curated record. NCBI's taxonomy places the organism in Eukaryota, Haptophyta, Isochrysidales, Noelaerhabdaceae. Bases 1 to 1707 code for a protein of 568 amino acids. Gene Ontology annotation, biological process: lipid metabolic process.
AUGUCCGACGUCCAGUCCCUGCUGCUGCAGACCAUCUUAUGGUCCAUCAUCCUCGAGUGCGUCGUAAUGGGCUCCUCGCGGGUCCUCAAGUGGCCUGUGCUCGUGCUCCUCAUCUUGUGGAUGGCGGUGGACCUGGUAUGCUAUGCGCUUGUGCGGCUUCUCAUUCGCGGGGUCGACCUCAUUCAGUCCGCCCUGCGGCCGGGCGACAUCUCUGCGCUCCUCGAACGACUCGACAAUGCAAAAGACUACCAAUCGUGGUUCGCAUUGGCCGAGGCAGCGGACGAGAAGGAGGGCCGCAUGGCUUGGCGGCGCGAGCAGCACUCUCGGCUCUUCGACGCGAACGCUGUCACGAGGAUGACUGCGCGCCUCGCACAGGCUCGCGCAAGAAAUGACGUUCCAGCAGUCAUUGCCGCUCUGCAGGGCUGCCUUGUCACAAACGCGUACGGCGUGAAUCGGGAGCAGAACUACCUAUUUGCGCGGACCGGACCAAAGCUACCCGUACAGAAUUUUGUCAGCGAGGUCUGCACUUCGAUUCGUUGGCUGCAGAGCACCGGUCAAACCGCGUCGAGGGCAGAGGCGGAGGCCACGCUCGUCGCCGUAGAGCGCGAGCAAGCAUCGCAUGGCAACCCAGCGCUGAUGCUAAGCGGUGGUGCCGCUCUCGGAACGUACCACUUCGGCAUCCUGAAGGGGCUCUUCCUACACAGCUGCCUCCCGUCGGUAAUCUUUGGCGCGUCCGCGGGCUCGAUCGUCGGCUCGCUCGCGUGCUGUUGGACCGACGACGAGCUGCGCGACUUCUUUCAGACAGACGAGGGGUUUGAGACUCUGUGGCGGGGAUUCAUAUACGACGCGGAGCCGUUUCGGGAGCAGCUCAAGUUCUUCACCAAGGGACUCACCUUUCUUGAGGCCUAUGAGCGCUCCGGCCGCACUCUGGUCAUCUCCGCCACGCCAUUCCGCGUUGGGCACUCAGGGGGCGGGCACGGCCCGCCUCUCAUGCUCAACUAUCGCGAUGCGCCCAAUGUGGACAUCGCCUCCGCCAUCUGCGCCUCGUCGGCCGUGCCAGGACUCAUGGACAAGACCGCGCUCCUUGAGAAGGCGCCCGACGGUUCCCUGCGCACAUUUGGCGGCGACGACGAGGCCUCCUCGGCCAACGGCAUGCGCGAUGGCAGUUUUGAGGCCGACAUGCCUCUUCAAUACCUCGCAGCGCAUUUUGGCUGCUCCUUCGCCAUCGUCUCUAUGGUGAACCCGCACGUCGUGCCUUUCUGGGCGAGGCUGACUGGGAGUCCUGGCCGCCCGACUGCGGGGCGAGCAAAGCAUGGCGGCUGGCGGGGCGGCUUCACGCUCGCCGUCCUCGAGAGCCUCUUCAAGGAGCUGUUGCGGAUGAAGUUGGGGCUCAUCGUGCGCCUGAAGCUCCCCGCCCAACUGGCCGGCGUCGACUGGAGCAACCUCUGGCUGCAGAAUGCGCCCCUCGAGAACAACCCCGGCCACGUCUGCACCAUCUUGCCUGACCUCGAGCUACGACGCGACUACCUCUCAAUGCUCGACAAUCAGCCCAGCAAAGAGGAGCUGGCGCGGAAGGUGCACGCCUCUGAGCGAGCAGUCUGGGAGUCGCUGAGCCUCAUUCGAUGCUACAUGGACGUCCACCUCGCGCUUCGCGCCUGCAGAGGCACCCUGGAGCGGCACCUCCACAGAGAUAAGUUUGACUGCUAG